AUGACGACCAAGGAAUCUCCGUCACCAGGAAAGGUGCCAGCCGCUUCAGGAGGGAAUUCGGAGUGGGAGAAAUCUCUCGAGGACGCUGAGCAGCGGGGAGCCAGACCCAAGCAAAUGGGCGGUGGAGGCAGACUACUGGAGGAGCUGUGGUUCCCACUCCCGGAGGAAGAGAAGAAACGCCGCAGAGCCGGCAGAGUAACAGCUUGGGACCAAGCUGUGGGAGAGGCCAUGCUGAGGGCGCCUAGGGAGGAAAACCUGGCAGAUGAGGUGGCAGGCCUUAAGGAGGAUUUGAGGGAACUGAAAUCCCUGAUGUCUCAACUAACUACCAGAGAGUCAGAGCAGCGGGAGAAUCACUCCACCCCCAAGCCGGCGACGGAUGCGUUCGGCGAGGGCUCAGAGGAGGAGAGCGACGAGGAGGCAGAGACUACCUUGAGCCCCCACUCACGACGCGGCGGUCUAAACACGGGCCCCAGGAGGGGGAGAGGAGAAACUGAGGCGCUGAGGGAGCUCCUGGCUAGCAAGCUGGAAGCCAAAUUUAACGGGGAUCCGGAACAGCUCCCUUUUUUCCUGGCUCAGGUGGCGGGACACAUGAGGACCAGAGGAGACUACUUCCCGGACCAAGGAGAAAAGGUGUGCUGCGUGGCUGGAAGGUUGGAGGGCCAGGCGGCCCAGUGGCUGGUGCAGCUCUACGACUGCAGGGCUCCGGAGCUGCAGAACUUGGGGGCCUUCAUGACAGCGCUUCGAGCACGAUUUGAAGAUCCCUUCCGAGUAGACCGCGCUAAAACUAAAUUCAUGACACUGCAACAAGGUAAACGAUCCGUGGGGGAGUAUGUGUUAGAGUUUAGAAGCGUGGCCGCGCAGAUCCCAGAUUUCCCAGAGCCCAUGCUGGUUCGUCAGUUUCAGGAUGGACUCAACUCCGAACUACUAGAGUGGGUGCUGAUGAGAGGGAACCCAGAGGGGCUGCAGGAAUGGAUGCGGUGGGCUGGAGAAGCCGAGACCACCAAGGAGCGAGUGCGACUGGCCAAACAUCGGGCGGCUCUUCAACAGGGCAAGGCUAUGGUAAAGCCCUCAGGAGGAGGCGCCCAGCAGCACCCAAAAGCGAUGAGGGAGUCUGAGAAACAGCGCAGGAUGAGGCUGGGGCUCUGCUUGGCUUGUGGCAUGAAGGGACAUCUCAUCGCCAAGUGUCCAGAAAGGGCCGGCGACAAGGCCACCGGCAAGGCGCCGCCGAGCUCCGGAGGGGGAGCGAGAAGGGAGACUGCGGGGCAAGUUACCCACCCAGGGACUGGAGCUCCACGUUUUGAGGCGCACCAGAAGGAUGCAGACCAGGACGGGAACAUCCCAACUGUGGUGAGUGGGGGAGUGCCCAUUUAUUUUUUGGAAGUGAAACUUGGGCACAAGCGCAAAGGAACUAUGGGAACUUUGCUGGCAGCCUUGGACUCGGGUUGCACCAGGUGCCUAAUGAGCCCUAAAACCGUGCAGGAAUGGGGCAUUAACCAAGAGCCUCUACCUGAGGAGAUCCCGUUCAUGCAGAUGGAUGGCUCCAUAAUGGGGGGGGGGGUGCCCAGUAGGACACAAACAGAACUUUUAACGUUGAAAAUUGCUGGACACCAGGAACCCAUACAGUUCGUAAUUGGAGCCACUCAGGGCUGGGACUUGGUGCUAGGCAUAGAUUGGCUGGCGCAGCACAACCCGGCUAUUAACUGGAGGAACAUGCGGUUGACUUUUAACGACCCAGGCUGCAAGCAGCAUCUGAGGUUGAAAGGACACUCGUCCGCCGAGGAUAGUCAAGCUUUGACAAUAAAAAUGAGGGGCCCCUGUGCCAUGAGCGCAGGGACCGGGGCCCGACCUCCAUUAGGGUUCCCAGAGGUAUAUCGAGAUUUGGGGGAGGUUUUUGAAGAAAAGGAAUGUGAUGUGCUGCCCCCCCACAGGGACACUGACUGCGCAAUAGAACUGAACCCAGGGGUUGCCCCACCUAAACCAAAAAUGUAUCCCAUGACACCCCGAGAAAUGAGCACGCUUAAGGAAUUUAUUGAGAAAAACCUGGCCAGGGGGUUUAUUCGCCCUUCCAGCUCGCCUUUCGGGGCUCCAGUGUUUUUCAGGGAAAAGAAGGAUGGAACCUUGAGGCUGGUAACGGACUAUAAAAACCUGAAUGCCAUAAGCACCUGCAGUAGAUACCCACUUCCCCUGAUGAAGGAUAUGCUGAGUUGGCUAUCCACAGGGAAGAUUUUCACUAAGCUGGAUUUGCGGGAUGCUUACUUCCGAGUAAGAAUCAAGGAAGGAGAUGAGUACAAAACCGCAUUCCAUUGUCCGCUGGGGGCAUUUGAAUAUUUGGUUCUUCCGUUUGGACUUUCGGGAGGUCCUUCUUGCUUCAUGAAGCUUGUACAUGAAGUAUUGCAUGAUUUGCUAUUUGAAGGAGUGUUAGUGUAUUUAGAUGACAUUUUGAUCUAUUCUCAGGACCUAAAUAGCCAUGUGCAACUGGUCAGAAAAGUGCUGAAAAGGUUGCUGGACCACAAAUUGUAUGUAAAACUGUCCAAAUGCCACUUCCACACAGAUGCACUUGACUUCCUGGGGUACAGGGUGUCUACUCAGGGACUGCACAUGGACCCCCACAAGGUCCAAGACGUUUUAAAUUGGCCUGAACCCAAGACGCGCAAGCAGGUGCAGAGGUUCCUGGGAUUUGCAAACUUUUAUAGACAAUUCAUCCCGGAUUUUGCUCAAGUGGCGCUACCUAUUACUAAUCUGUUAAAAACCUCGGAGGGGGAAGGGAGGAAGCAGCGAGGGCAGACCCCCAUGGGGACAGAGAAACCCAAGCCAUCUAACAAGAUUAACUGGACUCCAGAAUGCACUAAGGCGUUUGAAGCUUUGAAGCAGUUGUUUAGCUCAGAGUCAAUACUUAAGCACCCCGACCCCGAGCAGCCCUUCGUAGUGCAGGUGGAUGCUUCGGAUGCAGCAGUGGGUGCAGUGUUAUUGCAGCGGGAUGAGGGGGGCCAGCUCAGACCUUGUGCUUAUUCCUCCAAGAAGUUUGAUUCGACGCAAGCAAAUUGGCCAUGCUGGGAACGGGAAUCAUUUGCUAUUAAGUGGGCUUUAGACAUUUGGAGGCAAUUCCUGGAGGGGGCUCCCCACCCCUUCGAAGUAUGGACGGAUCACCGGAACUUAGAGGCACUGCAGACUCUGAGGCAGCUAUUAAGCCCAAAACAGCGCCGAUGGGCUAAAGAUUUCUUUAAAUUCAAUUUUACCAUAAAAUUCAUCCCAGGGAGGGAGAAUGGGCUGGCUGAUGGGCUUUCACGGAUGCACGGGCCUGGGGAAAAGGAGGAGUUGGAGAAACAGACCCUGUUCACAGCACAACAGCUGGGGCUGGGGGUGACCACACGAAGCCAGACAAAAAGGGAACAAGAGCGGGCAGUCGCAGACUUAGACCCCCUAUUACGAGAGAUCCUCCAAGCCUACGAAGGGGAUCUAGAACUUAAUAAAUUGAAAAGUGAAUUACAGCAGACGGAACAUGGAUUGUGGGGCAAGGACAAUAAGAUAUAUGUGCCCGAGAACUUAAGGGCUAAG
Molecule: messenger RNA, 3555 nt
Organism: Sceloporus undulatus (fence lizard)
Lineage: Eukaryota; Metazoa; Chordata; Lepidosauria; Squamata; Phrynosomatidae
Exons: 1
Molecular function (GO): nucleic acid binding; zinc ion binding
Source: RefSeq, a predicted model, not a curated record